This is a messenger RNA of Rosa rugosa (rugosa rose), 1392 nucleotides long. Its product is annotated as anthocyanidin 3-O-glucosyltransferase 2-like. NCBI's taxonomy places the organism in Eukaryota, Viridiplantae, Streptophyta, Magnoliopsida, Rosales, Rosaceae. The record is from RefSeq and is a predicted model, not a curated record. Gene Ontology annotation, molecular function: UDP-glycosyltransferase activity. The transcript has a single exon. The coding region runs from base 1 to 1392 and encodes 463 amino acids.
AUGCUUGAUAAACAAAGUGAUGCAAUGAACAGAAUCUCACCAAAAGGGCAUGUUGCCAUUCUUGCAUUUCCGUUUGGCUGCCACGCAAAGCCUGUGCUAAACUUGGUGUGCAAGCUUGCAAAAGCUGCCCCAAACACGCGCUUUUCUUUCUUCAACACAUUGAAAUCCAACGACUUGCUGUUCUCAGAAUCAAAAUCCGAGAUUUUGGAGAACAUAAUACCCUACAAUGUAUCAGAUGGUGUUCCAACAAAUCAUGUCUUAACAGGAAACCCGCUAGAGGCAGUGAACCUUUUCCUCAAGGCGGCGCCUGAAAACUUCAAAACCUGCAUUGAAAAGGCAAUGGCAGACACAAGCACGCAGAUCAGUUGUCUAAUAACAGAUGGAUUCUUGGUCUUUGGUAGCCAGAUGGCUGAGAAUUUGGAUGUUCCAUGGAUUCCAAUUUGGAUACCCUUACCUUGCACCCUGUCUGCUCAUAUUUACACUGACGUUAUUCGCCAUUUAUAUGCAAAUGAUGGUGUUGAUGGUCAAGGAAAAACCCUAGAAGUUAUUCCGGGUUUGUCUACAAUGCGCAUCGAAGACUUACCAGAAGAAGUACUUCCCAGUGAAUCUCUAUUCUCGCACACGCUAAGACGAAUUGGACUAGUCCUACCACAGUCCACAGCCGUUGUCAUGAAUUUCUAUCAAGAACUAAACCCCACGCUCCUUGAAAAUGAUCUCAAAUCCAAGUUGCCCAGGUUGCUCAAUGUAGGUUUUCUCUCCCUUUCAUUACCACUACCACCAUUGCCACCAUCAGAAUCCGAUGCCACAGGCUGCCUUUCGUGGUUGGACGAGCAACGAGCUUCGUCUGUGGUGUAUAUCAGUUUCGGAACUGUGGGAGCUCCAUCUAGGAGUGAGCUUGUAGCUCUGGCUGAGGCAUUGGAAGCAAUUGAUGCACCAUUUCUUUGGUCUCUUAGAGACAAUUUUAAAGACUUAUUGCCGUCUGGUUUUGUUGGAGGGGAAAACAAGCAUAGGAAAGUUGUGUCAUGGGCACCUCAGGCGCAAGUGUUAGGACAUAGCUCAAUAGGUGUGUUUGUGACUCACUGCGGGUGCAAUUCUGUGUAUGAAAGCAUUUCGAAUGGGAUCCCAAUGAUCUGCAGGCCAUUGUUUGGAGAUCACAGAAUGACUGCGCGGAUGGUUGAGGAACUGUGGGGUGUUGGAGAAAAAGUGGAGGGCGGAGUAUUCACAAAGAGUGGAGUGAUCAAAAGCUUCGAGCGGAUUUUGAAAAAUGAAGAAGGGAAGAAGAUGAGGGAGAAGGCCAGAGCCCUCAAGGAGAUUGUAGGAGUGGCUGCUGGGCCUUCUGGAAGCGCUCUUCAAGAUUUUCGAACUUUGGUGGAUGUAAUUUCUUUGUUUUAA